AUGCAAACGACUCAUGCUCCUCGCGCAGAAUUAUCAACACAAGCCUGUGAUAUAUGCCGCAAACGCAAGGUGAAAUGCAAGGCCCAAUCGUCCGGGUAUUCAUUGUCGUGCCUCCGAUGUGAGCGCUUAAACUUAGCAUGCACUUUUGCGUUACCUUCAAGAACCAGGGGACCUAAAAAGAGGUUCCUCUCAGACACCCAGACGCAAUGUCCCGCCCCGACAGUUCCGCACAGAACCCAAGACCUGUGUGACCGGGACUUAUUCAAGAACAUCAUGCAAGAUUACCUUGACUACAUAUAUCCCAUGGUUCCCCUGGUACAUCGUCCUUCGUUUCAAAAGGCUCUUCAGGAAGACAGAGACCGCGAAGAUGAUGGAUUCCUUGCACUGACUGUAGCCAUCGCCGCGCUGGUCGUGGCUACCAUGGCGAGCAGAUUCCAAGCCUACCAAUCAGAUCCGGGAGCAAUAAGAUUCGAAUCACGCAAGGAUUUUGUCCAUGCUUGUUAUCAGAAGAUAAUAGGAUUGAGAACAUCCUCAUACUUCGACCAACUCAGUUUUCAGAAGUUUGCCGUUUCGUAUCUCUUUCUCGCAUCCUUCAUGCAAAUUGGAGACCAGAAUUGGUCACGUAUGCUUACCGUUGAAGCGAUGCAGCUCGCACGUCUGCUCAAAAUGCACCGUAUCUCUGAAUACACUGGGCUGAAUUGCAUUGAGAAACAACUACGCAAGAAGGGGUUCUGGGUUAUGUUCUACGGCUUUGUUCAUGGACACUUACAAAAUUUACACGGCGAGCGACUCACCUAUCUGGACCCAGCGGCACUUCAGGCAAUAAACCCAGAAGACCUCAUGCCACUUGAAGUGGACGACGAGCUGAUAUUUGAGAACGAGGUGCUCGCACCAGAAACCACUGAGCCAUGUCUAGUGACGGGCUUUAUCGUUCACUCCCGCAUAUUUUGGGCUGCGAUGAGAGACCCUGGACCAAGCCCAAUAGGAGGCCAUUGUCCUUGUGCGAGGGCCAAUGAUACUUGCCUUCAAAUCAAACACUUCCAAGAACGUUUGAAUUGUCUACAGUAUCUUGGACUUAAUAUGCCCUCCUUUCUCCAGAUGUGGGAGCCAACCCAGGCAAUUGUCAACGACCACGACGCCGACGAAAGAAAGAAAACGGUUCAGCUGCAGCUUGCAUCGAUACGAGCAAAUCUACAUGUUACACAUAUUUGGCUUCAAAGUCUCAUACUUGAUCAAUUAGAAGCCGCACAGUCACACCCCCAGCGUCGCUCGUCUACACAUCAGGUGGUGGAUUUGGAUCAAAAAUCACUUUGGGUCGAGAGGGAGAAACUCUCCCAUCACUUGUUUUUCGUACUGUUUAACUUUCCUCGGAUGAGCUUGGAGGCGAAUGGUUUGCAUUUAGCAAACAAGGUUCGCGAUGUUGUGGCAAGUCUUCUGGGCUGUCCAUUUCCUCCGGAGGAUCCUAUAUCGAAAAAGGCUGCCGAGUAUAUCCAACUCUCUACGGAUGUGUUGUCCCGACUGGACAGCAGUGAAGGUAUGAACACACUGCAUCUACAAACCUGGGUAGAUACAGAUCGCAUUCAGGGAUGA
Messenger RNA from Penicillium olsonii, 1590 nucleotides. The record is from the annotation of a GenBank genome assembly. Lineage: Eukaryota; Fungi; Ascomycota; Eurotiomycetes; Eurotiales; Aspergillaceae.